CAAACUUAGAACAACUUUGCUUUGUAAAGAGAAAGAAAACGUGGAUAGGUUAUUACAACCUAUUAAAGCCACAUGGAAAACAAAGGGUGUUAGCAUUGUUAGUGAUGGGUGGAGUGAUCCACAAAGAAGGCCUUUGAUUAACAUUAUGAUUGCUUCCGAAACGGGUCCUAUGUUUAUGAAAGCUAUUGAUUGCUCGGGUGAGAUUAAGGACAAAGAUUUCAUUGCUACCUUAUUAAGUGAGGUGAUUGAUGAAAUUGGAGAUCAAAAUUUUGUUCAAAUAAUCACAGAUAAUGCAAGUAAUUGUAAGGCUGCAGGGGAAUUGGUUGAGGGUAGGUAUCCUCAUAUAUAUUGGACACCAUGUGUUGUUCAUACACUUAAUCUUGCAAUGAAAAGCAUUUUGUGCAGCUAAGAAUGUGUUGAAUAAUGUUGAAGUGUAUGAUGAAUGUCAUUGGAUAACGGAAGUUCAUGUAGAUGCCUUGUUCAUUAAAAAUUACAUGAUGAAUCAUUCGAUGAGGCUUUCAAUGUUCAAUAAGUUUUCUCCAUUAAAACUACUUUGCAUUGCCGAUACUUGUUUUGCUUCUAUUGUGUGCAUGCUUAAAAGGUUGAAACUCCUUAAAACAUCACUUCAAUCAAUGGUUAUUAUUGAGAAUUGGUCCUUAUACAAGGAUGAUCGACGCGGGCAAGCCUCACAUGUAAGGGAAAAGAUUUUGGAUGAAAUAUGGUGGGACAAAGUUGAUUACAUUCUUGACUUCACACGCCCAAUCUAUGAUAUGAUUAGGGUUUGUGACACCGACAAAUCUUCCUUGCAUUUGGUUUAUGAAAGAUGGGAUAUUAUGGUUCAAGGGGUGAAAGAUGCCAUCUACAAGAAAGAGGGUAAACAAGAUUAUGAAGAAUCUACCUUCUUUAAUGUAGUUAAAGGGAUUCUUAGUAGUCGUUGGAGUAAGGGUAGUACUCCACUCCAUUCAUUAGCACAUUCUUUGAAUCCAAGAUUUUACACGGAAGAAUGGCUUAAUGAGGUCCCGGGACGAGUUGCUCCAAGUGCCGACAAUGAAAUUUCCACACAAAGAUUACAAUGUUUUCGAAGGCUUUUCCAAAGUCUCAAUGAAAGAUUCAAGAUCAACACAGAAUUUGCUAUAUUUUCCCAAAAAUCGGAGGGGAUCUUUCUCAACAUUGAUUGCAUGCAUGAUAUGGCUUUGAUGGAUGCUAAAAAUUGGUGGGCAACUUAUGGUUCUCAGGUGCCUAUGCUUCAAGGUUUGGCUUAUAAGCUAUUAGGUCAACCUUCUUCCUCUUCUUGUAGUGAAAGGAAUUGGAGCACCUAUAAGUUUAUUCAUUCUUGCACUAGAAAUAAGCUUACUCCUAAACGUGCUCAAGACUUGGUAUACAUUCAUAACAACCUUCGAUUACUUUCUAGGAGAAGUGAAGAGUACACUAAGGGGAGAUCUAAGUUGUGGGAUGUGGGUGGGGAUGAGCAUGACAACCUAGGAGAGGUUGGUAUUCUAGAGAUGGCCGAGCUCUCACUUGAUGAACCCGAGAUGGAAAGUAUGAUUUUUGAUGAUGUACUUGGUGAUGGUGAAGAAUGAAACUAUUAGUACUUAUGUUUAUUUUAUUUAUGAUUUGUAAAACUACUUAAUAUUAAGACAUGUAUUUGGUUUGAUGGUUUCUUCCUAUGUAUGCGACUAUGUUCGUACACUUUGUUUAUUUACUUUGUUUAAACAGAUUUGUGUGUUUUGAGGCUAAAUUUUUAGUGUUUUAUUGAACAGGUUGUCAAAUUCUCGUUUUUUGGAUAUAUUAUAUGUCUUGUUAUACGCCGUACCCGUGUCCCCUAUUUCAGGAUUGCCAU
Chenopodium quinoa (quinoa) is the source of this 1840-nucleotide messenger RNA. RefSeq lists its product as uncharacterized. NCBI's taxonomy places the organism in Eukaryota, Viridiplantae, Streptophyta, Magnoliopsida, Caryophyllales, Amaranthaceae. Gene Ontology annotation, molecular function: protein dimerization activity. The record is from RefSeq and is a predicted model, not a curated record. The coding region runs from base 495 to 1580 and encodes 361 amino acids. The transcript has 2 exons.